This is a messenger RNA of Vitrella brassicaformis, 2183 nucleotides long. The record is from the annotation of a GenBank genome assembly. Lineage: Eukaryota; Vitrellaceae.
GCUGUCUACCUGUCCUUUCGCCUUAUCUCUGCUCGCACUAGCCGUUCUUUGGAAGAUAGAGAUGCCCUUCUCUCGUAUGUGCCGAAAAACCUCUCGGUCAACGGACCCUUGAGGUUACCGGCCUCUCUCGCGCGCCUCACCGUCUUAUCCGUUCGGCCGUCCGUCAGACCGUUUGUGCGUCAGUGAGCCGGUCAUGGUCAUGUUGUCGCUAUCUCGGGUGUUUCGGUGCGCGAUGCAGCGCAACCCGUCGCAGAACAUGGUGUACCAUGACCUGGGUAUCAAGGCUGCGCAGUCGCUCGUCACCAUCAAACCCAGGACGUUCAUAGAACUCGGGGAACAAUCGCUCAAGGUGAGAAGGAGAUGAAAGAUAGUUAUUGUCGGGCCGGGCCGGGUCGUAUGUCGCUCCUAUGUACGUGUGUGCGUGUGUCUGUGUGCAGGCGACUAGAGAGUUUCUCUCCGAUCAGCUGGCUGUCAAGUUCGCACGGCGGCUGGUGAGGACGCCAGGGCAGCGGCAACACACUCGCCUUCAGUGCACUAGAUCGCAUCCCCCUGGCUGCAUGUGCUGUGCUGCCCUGCCUUUCUCUCUGUCAGGAUCUUUUCGAGACCCUGCCUGCCCUGAUGCCCUACAUCGACCGGGGCCUCCUCGGCAGUGUGCGGCAGGACUACCUCGACUGGUUCCAGCGCAUUCGCGACCCUGCUGUGGCCAAGGAGCCCGACAACUUCGCCGCCACACUCGACUUCCUGCGCCAUAGGCACCAUGACGCUGUUUCGCGGACUGUCUGGGGUGAGCCAAUUGAGGGAGAGAGAAUGAGAGGGAGGGAAAGAUGCGCGUCUAUGUGUGUGUGUGUGUGCACAGGUGUGCGUGAGAUUCUGCGCAAGAACGGGGAGCGACUUCGGUCGGGCGACAGCGAUGUGGAGGCGUAUGCGGCUGAGGAGCAGCUGCAGCACUUCCUCACCGACCUCUUCAAGAAAUACAUUCGGUUCGAGCUCGUCAUGAACCACUACCUCCUCGCAAGACAGAGCGGCGACAGCACCGCUAUCCUCAACAAGGGUUCGCUCAGGGACACUAUCGGCAUAGCUCUCGACAACUCCACCGGCCUGUGCAGGGUGUGCAGACACACUCAGACAGACGCACAUCACCCACACACACAUCUGUGUGUGUGAUUGGUUCAGACGCGCCGUGGCUUCAGUCCCAAUGUAGAUGUGCAGACGUCGACGCCAGCCGUGCUGACCACGCCCACGCCCCACUUCCGCCGACCCAUCCACUAUGUGACCCAGGUAGGCACCGUACUCACAACACAGGCAGACGACGGCUGCUCCACCCAUUCACCAAUCUGUGCGUGUGUGGGCGUGUGUGUGUGUGCGUGUGUGUGUGCAGGAGUUGUUGAAGAACGCUCUGCGUGCCACGGUGGAGAGCGCGAAGUACAGUGGGAAUGGGCAGGCGUCGUAUCCGUCUGUGAGGCUCGAGUGCGACGCGACGGCCGAGGGGGGGUAUAUGGUGCGGGUAACUGACAGGGGGGACGGCAUCAACAAAGAAGCCAUGGACAAGGUGAGAUGAAUGAAGGAUCCCACACCAAUCCCCACACUCUCUCGUUCGUCCAUCAUCCACCCACCCACUUCGUGUGCGCCUUGUCAUGUCAUGCAUCUCUCAUCACUCAGGUGUGGUCCUUUCUCUACACGACGGCCGAGUUCCCCCCCGACCUGACAUACGAGACGUGGAAGCGCGAGCCCAAGCUGGCGGGAUUCGGUUGCGGCCUGCCGAUCAGCCGGCUGUACGCCAACUUCCUCGGCGGCGACCUGACGCUGGAGUCCACCGAGGGCAAGGGCACGCAGGCGACGCUCACACUCCCCCCUCUCGUCAUUCGGUGACAGCUCAGGGGGUGGGCGGGGUGGGUAUUCUAGGGGGAAGGGAUUGGGCGUUUUUAGUGGUGGCUGACGUCGUGGUGGCAGUGCGGUGCAUGUAGGUAGCCGGCCGUGGCAUAUUGCUCUUACUCCUUUUGUGUGUGUGUGUGCAUACUUGCGUGUGUGGAUGUGUACACAGACAGACAUUGACCGAUGGACUGGCUGAUCUGGCUGACUGAUGGCAAUGGGUUGACUGACUGACGGCAUGGUGGGUGGUGGGGCGGGCGCACAAACAAUGAACAGGGCGAGGGGAGGUCGGGUGAGGUGGGGUCGUUUUGUUG